Messenger RNA from Penicillium psychrosexuale, 204 nucleotides. RefSeq lists its product as uncharacterized. The transcript has a single exon. Bases 1 to 204 code for a protein of 67 amino acids. Lineage: Eukaryota; Fungi; Ascomycota; Eurotiomycetes; Eurotiales; Aspergillaceae. The record is from RefSeq and is a predicted model, not a curated record.
AUGCACCGUAUCACUCAAAAACCAAAUGUCGGUCAAGCUGACGGGUUGGAGAAAUAUGGGAAAGUCAGUCCAGCAGGCAGAUAUGCAGCCACGAUGCUGCAGGCUCGGGGAAUCGCAGGGCGGACGAUGACUCGGGAUCGCGAUCGAAAAGAAGUGAAGUCGGAUGCUGCCACCCAGGAGUUAGGAAAUCGAGUGGUCGAGUAG